AUGAGCCAAGCUAUGGGAGAUCAAGAAUCUGCAACCUCCCUCCCUCCCGUCUCCGCUGCUCUCUCCGGCAAUUCAACUACCGAAAUUCACAUUCCACAACAGCUCAAGUUCCUCAUCUCCAAUAUCAAGAAUCUUGUCCCCAAUGCUCUCACCACCGACAACUACGCUAUAUGGCGUCUUCAACUUCUUCAACAAUUUACCGCGAACAACUAUGCCGGACACCUCACCGGCACCACUCCCUGCCCCACCGACGUCUCCUCACAAGAAUUUCAGCGUUGGCAAUUAGCCGACAACAACCUUCUGUCCGCUCUUUUCUCUACUAUUUCCCCACCCCUUCUUCCGUAUAUCAUUUCUUGCACCACCACCCACGCGGCCUGGACUGUUCUUGAACGACGCCUACAGCCAACGUGCCGCUCGCGCGUCAUUCAGCUCAAGAAUGAGCUCCAUCAUGUUCAAAUGCAGAACAUGACUAUGCAACAAUAUCUCAACCACGUCAAAGUCAUCGUCGACAAUAUAGCCGCCGCCGGUUCCAACGUUGAUACAGAAGACGUCAUCCUACACAUUCUAAAUGGACUUCCGGCUUCCUACAACCCCUUCAAAGCAGCAAUUCGUACGUCACCGCUUCCGAUGACACUUGACAAUCUUUACUCUCUUUUGUGUAGCGAAGAAAUUAUCGUCAAUCAAGAAAUCUCCAAAGAAACCUCUACUGUGGCCGGCGCCACCGCUCUCUAUGCUACAUCCUUAAAUCAAAGCAGAAAUAGGCCACCACGCAAAAUUGGCAAGAUUCGCAACUUCUCCACCGGACAACCUUCGCUGCCAUCACUUCCCUCGUCGAACGCAUCAAGUCCGGUUUCUGCAAACACAGCCAGACCAAUUUGUCAGAUAUGCAACAAAGCCGGACACAUAGCCUUAAAUUGUUGGCACCGAUCCAAUCCGCGCUUCGCUCCGACCAAUCCUAGAUCCAUGAAUGCGUUUCUUGCCCAACCAAAUCAGACGGCAUCGCAAGAUUGGGUAGUAGACUCGGGCGCCUCCACUCAUCUCACGCCUGACCUCAAUAAUCUGCAAUAUCCCACAAACUACCAAGGUCAAGACAGCGUCUCUGUUGCAAACGGCUCGCAACUUCAGGUUGCUCACUCCGGACAAGGUCUUCUUCCCCUCCCCGACACUCCCCGUAAGAUCUACCUACGCAAACUCCUUCAUAUUCCGCAUUUGUCUCAUAAUCUUUUAUCCGUUUCACAACUCACUACCGAUAAUCCUAUAUCGGUAAGCUUUGAUGCUAAUGGUUUUCAAAUUAAGGAUCGCAAGGACCACCGUCUACUUCUUCAUGGGCCUCUUCGUGAUGGGCUAUACCGUCUUUCUCGUCCGACCAACUCAAAUCCGCAGGCGCUUCACGCCACGACGAAUCAAGAAACGAUCUGGCAUGCACGUCUCGGUCACCCUCAUCACGGGCUUCUCAAAACUCUGCGUUCUCAUUUACCGGAUAUUACACAUGUUUCAAAUAAUUUUUCUUGUGUUUCCUGUACUGUUUCCAAAUGUCAUAAGUCUUCUUUUAAUAAAAGUAACUCUGUUUCGCUUGCCGCUUUUGAUCUCAUUCACUCUGAUGUUUGGGGUCCGGCACCAGAAAAUUCAAUGGAUGGCUUUCGGUAUUACGUAAUUUUUAUAGAUGACUUUACGCGUUUUUCAUGGCUAUAUCUUAUGAAAUCAAAACAGGAAACGGUAUCUAAAUUUCGCUUACUUCUUCAACUUAUUUCCACACAGUUUAAAACCACUCCGAAGGCCUUUAGGUCCGAUGGCGGAGGCGAAUACACUAGCCACGAGUUUAACAAUCUCCUUCAAUCUCACGGUAUACUAAGGCAACUCAGCUGCCCUCAUACGCCUGAGCAAAACGGGCUCGCCGAACGGAAACACCGCCACCUACUCGAACUUGCCCGAUCCAUGCUUCACGCUGCAAAUCUUCCGAUCAUUCUGUGGGCUGAUGCUAUCGCCACUGCAAACUACUUGGUAAAUCGCCUUCCCUCAUCCUCCAUCUCCAAUCAAACUCCCUUCUAUCGGCUGCACGGCCAACACCCAACCUACACUCACCUCCGCAUUUUUGGAUGUCAAUGCUUUCCCUGGCUCAGACCUUAUACCCCCAACAAACUUUUGCCGAGAUCUCAAGAAUGUACAUUCAUUGGGUACUCACCUUCUCAUAAAGGGUAUAAAUGCUUGAGCCCUCUUUCAAAUAAAAUCUUUAUCUCUCGACACGUAACUUUCAACGAAAAUGUCUUUCCGUAUAAACUCAAUCCUACUCAAUCAUCAAAUCCCGUUCCCACAGCCGCCUACACUCCUCCCUUGGUUCUCAUUCCACCUUCGCUGGCCAUCAAUCCUAUGCCGCCUACAUCCUCUCAAACAAAUCAAUCCACUGUUCCCAUCCUUCAAAAUAAGCAACUCAAUCAUACAUCACCCGAGAUCUCUUCUGUUCAAUCCAUACCUCCACUUCUCUCUAAUCCUCCUGUUUUCAAUUCCUCCACACACCACAUGCAAACCAGACUGAAGUCCGGUAUCACCAAACCAAAACAUAUUUUCUCUCUUCACACCUCCGUUUCUCCCGAUCAAACGCCAACUUCAUACGCUCAAGCCAUCAAGCAUUCCCACUGGCGCAAAGCCAUGUCAGAGGAAUUUCAUGCUUUAAAGAAACAAUCGACGUGGACACUUGUCUCAGUGCCCGACCAAACUCCUAUUCUUGGGUGUAAGUGGACUUUCAAGACCAAACUACUUCCCAACGGCAAAGUCGAAAGAUACAAAGCUCGUCUUGUAGCACAAGGCUACGAUCAACAAUACGGAGUAAACUACACAGAAACGUUUAGCCCCGUUGCAAAAAUGACAACGAUUCGCGUUCUUCUCACACUCGCCCUCAAUCGGAAUUGGGAAAUUCGUCAACUCGACGUCUCGAAUGCUUUUCUCCACGGGGAUCUAACCGAAACAAUUUACAUGCGUCAACCUCCGGGUUUUGUUGACACCACUGCUCCGUCUGCCGUCUGCAAAUUAAACAAGUCUCUCUAUGGACUCAAACAAGCGCCGCGUCAAUGGUUUGAGAAGCUAACAACAUUUCUUCAAGAUCAAGGAUUCAGGUUUACUCGUUCUGAUCCUUCACUUCUAAUUUUUCGUCGCAAUAAUAUACAAAUCUUUCUCCUCAUAUACGUCGACGAUAUUUUAAUUACAGGAAAUAGUCCAGCAGCUCUAGCCGAACUUCUUUCCAAAUUGCACGACCAAUUUGCGUUAAAACAACUCAAUCAGCUUUCUCUAUUCCUCGGCAUCCAAAUCAUCCGACAGGAAUCCGGUCUACUUCUCACACAACAGCAUUACGCUGAGAAGUUACUCCGCGACUCUGGGCUAGCCGACUGCAAGGCUGCCGAUACUCCGCUGACUCCCAAGUCCAAAAGCAACACUGCCAUCAGCCCACCGUUCUCGGACCCAACUCUUUACCGUCGUCUAGCUGGUUCUCUCCAGUAUCUUUCUAUCACCAGACCUGACAUUUCUUUCGCUACAAAUCAAGCCUGCCAACACAUGCAUCAACCGACUAUUCAGAACUUUCAGGAUCUUAAACGUUUGCUCCGGUAUAUCAAGGGCACCUUAUCCUUCGGUCUGCCCAUAACUGCAGGUGAUCUCACUCUUCGGACAUAUACCGAUGCGGACUGGGCUUCCGACUCCUCCGACCGGAAAUCAAUUUCCGGUUUCUGCUCCUUCUUAGGUCCAAAUCUAAUCUCUUGGACCGUUAAGAAACAAGUGACCGUGGCCAAAUCGUCUACUGAGGCCGAGUACAGAUCUCUUUCAGCUGCUACCUCCGAUGUCAUUUGGUUGCGCCGUCUAGUUGAAGAACUAGAUCUUCCGCAACAAUCUCCGACACCAAUUCAUUGCGACAACACUUCUGCGAUCGCCCUCGCUCGCAAUCCUGUCUUUCAUGCACGGACGAAGCACAUAGAGAUAGACUAUCAAUUCAUCCGCCAGCAUCUCAAGACCGGCGCAAUCUCCAUAACACAUAUUCCGUCCGAUGCUCAGAUAGCGGAUAUUUUAACAAAGCCUCUCCAAAUCAGUCGUUUUCAAACCAUGCGUGACAAAUUAACUAUUCGGUCCCUGAAUAGUUAA
Dendrobium catenatum is the source of this 4125-nucleotide messenger RNA. RefSeq names its product retrovirus-related Pol polyprotein from transposon RE2. The transcript has a single exon. Gene Ontology annotation, biological process: DNA integration. Lineage: Eukaryota; Viridiplantae; Streptophyta; Magnoliopsida; Asparagales; Orchidaceae. The record is from RefSeq and is a predicted model, not a curated record. Bases 1 to 4125 code for a protein of 1374 amino acids. Gene Ontology annotation, molecular function: nucleic acid binding.